AUGCGGGGUGGAUCCGCUGCCGACGUCUAUGUCAUUCCCGUGCCGCGCAUCUUGACCUUCAACGCUGCCAUGCUACUUUCUGCCGGAUUUUGCAUCCCCGCGAUACUGUCUCUAAUCUUCACUUGGGACAAGAUCCUCGAGAUCAACUGGAAAAGACGACGGCAUGGUGAGCAUCUUAACGCUCGAAUUGAGGGUGCGAACAUGACCGUUGGGGAGCUGAAAGGCAUCAACAAUGUUGUGAGAAAGUUCUUGAGCGUCAUCGAAAUUCCGUUGUUUGGUGGUGUGAUCAUCACAAUCAUCGGGGUUGGUGAAGCGAACUUCUUUAGUUCACAGGUAUCGCAUAUGACUGAGCCCAUGGCUUCCAUUGGCCAAUGGUCACCCAUAGCAGGAACAAUUCUGGCUGCACUUGGUUCUCUAUAUAUACUGUGGUCAACUGAUGACGAUGACGUCCCCAGAAGGAAGUCUCCGGAUCCUUUCGAGAAUUCGGGUUCAUCACGUCCCAGCCGGAGUAGCGAGCGACAACCUUCUCCUCGACGUCCAUCGCCUGUGUAUUAUAGCUCGGGAAGAACGGCAGGGGAUGGCCUGGGCAUAGGCUCAGAGUCACCUAAUGCUAUCGAGUUGACUCCGACUAUCACGUAUCCGGAAUCUGAACGCGUCCCUGCCAGUUCUUUCUCUUGUGAAAAUCAGCAAGAUGAUCACCGAUCUGAUCAGCCGACAGCUGGCAGAAAUCGUGUGCGCAAGUGGUUCACGUCAGCUGGGAACUACCUCGGUGACGCAGCACACGAGAAGCUCGCCCCAGAUCAUGGCCACAAUGACAAGAAUACCAAGGAUUUUCCAGAAGUCCCCGGUGAGAUUCUGCGCAACGCCCGUCUAGUAGAGAUUAGCCGCACAUACAGUCAUCUUCGCGAAGAACGGGAGAACAGCGUAUAUGCGGCAAGCAUUAGGUCUACAACAGGACUUGAAGGAAGUUCAUCUCCACCCAUCCCAGGGUCUUCACGUCCCGAAACUAGUCCUUCUCGACCACCGAAACGGCGAGAUACGCUGGAAGUACCAACGGAAGGACAUCGAGGGAGUGAAAGUCGCUGA
Alternaria atra is the source of this 1086-nucleotide messenger RNA. RefSeq lists its product as uncharacterized. The record is from RefSeq and is a predicted model, not a curated record. The transcript has 2 exons. Bases 1 to 1086 code for a protein of 361 amino acids. Lineage: Eukaryota; Fungi; Ascomycota; Dothideomycetes; Pleosporales; Pleosporaceae.